This is a messenger RNA of Gamsiella multidivaricata, 1485 nucleotides long. Its product is annotated as Mur ligase. Gene Ontology annotation, molecular function: tetrahydrofolylpolyglutamate synthase activity; ATP binding. The record is from RefSeq and is a predicted model, not a curated record. The transcript has 7 exons. The coding region runs from base 1 to 1485 and encodes 494 amino acids. Gene Ontology annotation, cellular component: cytoplasm; cytosol; mitochondrion. Lineage: Eukaryota; Fungi; Mortierellomycota; Mortierellomycetes; Mortierellales; Mortierellaceae. Gene Ontology annotation, biological process: tetrahydrofolylpolyglutamate biosynthetic process.
AUGCCUCGCUCAUACGCUGAUGCCGUUGACAAGCUCAAUGGCCUUCAAACUAACUUUGCCGUUCUGGAGGCGGUUCGCAAGUCAGGAGGCAGCGCCAACAAGAAUUCGUUAUCAGAAGUGGUCGAGUUUGUCCAGCGAAGCGGAUACAAUCCCGAAGACUUUGACGAAUUGAACUUGAUUCAUGUAACUGGCACAAAGGGUAAGGGCUCCACCUGCGCCUUGACAGAGUCCAUCCUCCGCAAUUACAAUUGCAAGAAGCAGAUCAAGACUGGGUUGUAUACCUCGCCGCAUCUUAUGGAAGUCAGAGAGAGAAUCAGGAUCAACGGGACGCCUAUCAGCCAGGAUCUCUUUGCAAAAUAUUUUUUUGAAGUCUGGGAUCGUCUCGAUUCAACUGGGGAUAAAUCCAAGCCAGGCUACUUCCGUUUCUUGACUGUGCUGGCCUUCCAUGUCUUCAAGCAGGAAAAGGUUGACGUGGCCAUCCUUGAAGUUGGAGUCGGUGGCGCGUAUGACUCUACGAACAUUAUUCACAAGCCCAUUGUUUGCGCUGUCGCAGCACUUGGCAUCGACCAUGUCUCUGUCUUAGGAUCGACUUUGGGAGAGAUUGCAUGGAACAAGGGAGGCAUAUUCAAGCAGGAUGUCCCGGCGGUUUCCUCAGAACAGGUUGAGGAGGGCCUCACUGUCCUUCAAAGUAGAGCACAGGAACUUGGGGCAACCCUUCAAGUGGUUCCUGCCUUUACAAACGAGGGACUGGGCGACGUGACCAUCGGGCUGGCAGGAAAGCAUCAGGUAGCAAAUGCUGCACUAGCAUCUGCUAUUUGUCGUAUAUGGAUCGAAAAGGUGUUUGGCGAAAAGAUUACAGCAGCGAAUGGCGUUGUUCCAAAGGAGUUUGUCAAGGGUCUUGCAAGUGCCCGCUGGCCGGGCCGUGGUCAGAUCAUGAUCAGGAAUGACAAGCCCAAGAUCACCUGGUUCUUUGACGGUGCCCACACUGCAGAGAGUAUUUGCGUCUGUGCAGAUUGGUUCAAGGACGCUAGUCACAAGGAUAUCCAAGGAGCCGUCAAGAAGGUGCUUAUGUUCAACUGCACCGGCCCCCGCGAUGGUGAUACCCUUCUGGGACCCCUAGCCAAGAUUCAGACAAAUGUUCACUUUGAUCAGGCGGUAUUCACUCCAGCAAUCACAUUUGCCUCGAACACAUACAAGGGGGACUUGGUCAACAACAAUGCUCCAAUGGACCUGGAACUGAAGACGCAAAAGACAUUGGCGGCCUGCUGGGUCAAGCAAGUUGGGCUAGCCUCUGGCUCAGAAUCGGAAGGACAGGAGGAUGUCAGGACGACUGUGUUGCCAUCGAUCGAGCACUCUGUCAACUGGAUCGACGACUACGUCAAGAAUGAGAUUGAGCACGGUGCAGACCACGUCCAGGUUCUGGUGACGGGAAGUCUGCACCUUGUUGGAGGCGUACAGAGCGUCCUCGGUUGCGAGAUCGCCUAG